This is a messenger RNA of Fonsecaea multimorphosa CBS 102226, 1056 nucleotides long. RefSeq lists its product as uncharacterized. The coding region runs from base 1 to 1056 and encodes 351 amino acids. Lineage: Eukaryota; Fungi; Ascomycota; Eurotiomycetes; Chaetothyriales; Herpotrichiellaceae. The record is from RefSeq and is a predicted model, not a curated record. The transcript has 2 exons.
AUGUCUGCAAAAUUCCUGGAGCGACAUCGACUGGAGAUAGUCGAGCUUUAUAUGUGGUCUGGGCUGUCUGGCAAGCCACUCAAAGAGAUGAUGGUUGAGAUUGAAAACAAAUGUGAAUUGGAAUGCAAAUGUGGACCCGCGCCGAGGUGUCAAAAGAAAUACAAAGACUAUUUUAAGUUGUGCGGCGUCUUCAAGAAUAAUGAAAAAGUUGAGAUCGAUGAGGUUCAAUCCAGAUUGGCGGAGCGAAUAUUGCCGGAUGGUGACUACCUGAUACUGGCCGACGGCAUGGUUCUUGAUCCUCUACAGAUUCAAAACUACCGAGGGAAAGCAAAAAAGAAGAAUGACGACGCCUGCCCGGGUUCAAAUCUACCUCCUCGAAGAUCGAUCGAAGUGAUUGAAGUCCCUUGCCCGAUCCCUGCGUUGAAAGAUCCCCACAAGUUCAGAGUCUUCCAGCGCUUCCUCUGGCUCGCAACUCAGCAUUUCAACAGCUGUUUCGAUCACAACAUAUGGAAAAAGGACGGUGGUGACCCCUCUACGGGAGGUGACCUUCGAGCCGAUCUGAAAAAGCUCAGCAAUCUACAUAAUAUGCUGGUCGACGCAUGUCAGCAUCCCGAACGUAGGGGGGUGCUGGAGCCAAAAGCUUUCAACACCUUGCAAGUCGUUGCUAACACGAAUCACCAUCGCCAAAUGCCUGACAUUCUCGCAGUGCUUCUCCUCUUGGAGAGAAGUGGUAGAUCUGAUCUAAAGGCUUCGCUGGUGCAGAGGUUGUCUAACCUGGCUGAGUCUAUGGAACUCAAUGAUCCACGCCGAAGGAUGUUGGACACUUUGAACAGCCUGCCAAUUGACAAGGAUGGUCAUCUGCCUUUGGCCUUUGAUUCAUGUUGUCGAGAUCUGUGGCGGCGCAGGUUCAGAGGGGACGAUCUCAUGGCUUGCUAUACGUACUACCAAGCUCCUUUCCCCGAAGCACUCCGACCACCUUCUAUUAUCUGUUCGAAGAAGAGUCAAGGGGAGACAUCGAUAGCAUCCUGCACCAAGUCGACCAGAGGUUCCCCUUGA